CGAGGUUUCAAUGAGUCUGUCUGAGGGUGGUUCCGACGCCGUGGCGGGCCAUAUGCUGGUUGUGCAGCCGCCGUACCAAAGGCCGAAGGCGUGGUUGGCCAUACGCGAGUGCGGCAAGUAUACAUAUUUCGAUUCCCUUACGGACGUCCCGAACGACCUAACCAAUGUGGCCAUGUGGCGGUACGUGACAUCCAUCCAUCCAUCCAUCCAUCAAUCCAUCCACCCCUUCACACGUGUGGCGGUACGCGAGAUCCAUUCAUCCAUCCUUCCGUCCAGGCCUGAGAAGAUCUAUGAGGGGGACUUCGAGCAGUUCGGUAUCAUGGCCGUCGGUGCGGAGCUCGACAGGGAGGACACUGCAUCCCUCCUCGCGGCGGUUCGUGACGCCGUCGAUGACCUGCCGCAUGUCAUUGUGGACACCGAGGUCAGCAGGACCGAUAAACCCUCCUACCGCUGCAAUCGAUGUAUGCGCCAUGUGUGUCUGCCUUUAUGCGGUGCAGAGGAAGGUGGCUGCGUCUGCUCAAGCGUCGCGUGAGGAGGGGCGGGUGAUCUUCGCGCCAUGGUCAGGCCUGGGAAUCCGAGAUCGGUUGCCUGCGAUUGGCGAUCAAGCUUGCGGGGCCAUCAUGUAA
This is a messenger RNA of Vitrella brassicaformis, 626 nucleotides long. The record is from the annotation of a GenBank genome assembly. NCBI's taxonomy places the organism in Eukaryota, Vitrellaceae.